UGGAGCCGUUAGCAGGGCGAACCCUUCCCCCCUUUCCGCAGAAUCACUGAGUGGUUUGACGAUGUUGUUCACCAGUCCCAGUGCUUUAUUUUUCCUAAGAAGCGGGUUAAUUUCUUACCUACUGCAGUAAUGGGAGCAUUUUCAGUGUUCUCCCAGAAAUUAUCAUGUUUCAACACGCAGCAGUGACUGCAAUGCAAUUUAGUUCUAUGAAAGCAGUGGAACUGGAUAGCUCCAGAAUCCAGUUCUUUCGUGGGUCUGGAAUAUUCCAAUUUUGUUGAAGUUGUGACAAAAUGCAAGGGAGGUGUAAAGAGAUGCUUUACAUCUUUCGUCUUCAUUUAAAAAUGUAUGACGUUCAAGAGAAGACGGUAUGUGCUGAAAAUGUAUGUAGAACAAACUCAAUUCAUUUCCAUUUCCCCAAGGAUUUGUCUGGACCUGUGAAAACAGCCUGCAUUUGAUAUAAUUCUGAUAACUGUUCAGAACUUUAUGCUCAGGAGAGAGUUUUUACUUUCAACACGGUUGAAAUCAAGGUUCAGCCAUCUGUCAAAGUGAAGAAUGGUGCUCCUAUGUCAAUCAUCUGCCGUGCUGAUAUUAGCAGAAAAAACGAUUUCCAGCUGAGGCAUAAUUUUACAAUUUUUAAGGAUCGCAAGCUUGUGUUCACGAUUGCAUCAGAUAAAGGAGAGGCACAAUAUGGAAUACCCGUAGCUAGAUCUUCAGAAACAGGAGAGUACGAGUGUACUGUGGAAGCAGGUGGGAAGACAAAAUCUAGUAACUCUUUACACGUUUGGGUGACAGGAAUGACCAAGCCAAUACUGACUGCUGAGAAAAAAGAAGUUUUAGAGGGUGAAGUUGUGAAAUUACGUUGUGAACUGCCAGAGGAAGUACCUCCUUUAUAUUUCUUUUUCCGGAAGAUAAAGAUGAAUUCGACACCUAAAGAAAAACAUGUAUUUGAACUACAUAGAAACUUUCACACUGUGGAAUUUUCUGUUGAAGAAGGGGAUAACAUUUUACAUUUUGAUUGCUUUGCUAGGAGAUAUGUAAACUUUGAACUUGAAACCUCGGAACCCAGUAACAGAACACUUGUUACAGUCAAGGAACCAUUUAUAAAGCCUACUCUGAAUGCCAAGCCCUCAAAUAAUAUUACAGAAGGAGACAGAAUACAGUUUGAAUGCUCAACAGUGGUAGCCCGAAUGCGUGACAUUGAAAUCAUACUCCAGAAAAACAAAACAAUACUGAACAGUGUACGAGAUGAGAAGCUUUUGAAAUACUCUGCAGUAGCUACUCUAGAGGAUAGUGGUGAAUACCUGUGUAAGGUGGAGCAAGGGAGAGCCUCUAAAACCACCAAGCUGAACAUUGUUGUGGCAGAGUUAUUCCCCAAGCCAGUAUUGAGUGCUUCUGCAGUUAAGCUGGAUGAAAAUAAGGAAUUAACCUUGAGUUGCAGCAUAAGUGGUUUUCGGAAAGCUAAUUUCUCUAUAUUAAGGAAAAAUUCAAGUGGAGACAUCUGGUUGAAAAAUUUUAGGAACUUAACGAUGAAAGUUCACGUGAAUGAUACUGGCUCUUAUAUCUGUAAAGCUGAAGUAAAAGGAAUAGUCAAGGAGAGCAAACCUGUAAAGAUAAAUGUUUAUGCUCCAGUCUCCAAGCCAACUCUUUCUGUUGUCAGUGGUUUACCAGAGGUAGUGUUAGGGAAGCCUCUACAGUUGAUCUGUCGUUCUGUGAUGGGAACACCGCCAAUAACAUUCACGUUCUACAAAGGAAACGAAGUUAAGAAAACAGUAGUUAAUGACACAUAUGCAACGUUCUGGGAUGAAGAUAUUGGACAAAAUGACAAAGGAGGAUACAAAUGUGAUGCUAGAAAUAAUCACUCCAGUGGUAUGAAAACUAGUAAUGUUCUGAACAUCACAGUGAUAGUGCCAAUCAGGAAUGCAAGCUUGGGCAGUAAUCCUUAUGGGGAAGUAGAGGAUGGCAGUGAGACUGCUUUUCUCUGUUCUGUGAAAGAAGGAUCAUGGCCAAUUCACUUCAAGAUUUUUAGAAAAACUGAUCAUGAAGUCCUUUUAUAUGAAACAAGUGAGAAUGCAGACAGAAUCUUGUGGCGCAAGGAAGCAAUGAGCAGAGAGGACACGGGGACAUAUUACUGCAUGGCUUCUAAUCGAGCUAAUGUGCAUGUGAAGAGCCAUCCAAUAACCAUCAGUGUCAUCUUAGCGGCUUGGCAGAAAGGAGUCAUUGCUGCAUUUGUCCUAAUACCUAUUGCAGGAGCAAUAGCUCUCGCUUUAUGGUGGUUUUUGUUUAAGAAGAAAACGGCUAAAAGACCAUCCGUGGAGAUGUCUGGAUCUGCCUUGGCUGCAAACCUGACAAGUGAAAAACUGACAAGACAGAACAAUGAUGGGGACUAUUAUUCUGGAUCAGGUUACAUUGAAGAUGGUGAAAAUCACAUGAAAUCAACAGAUGAAAAUAAAGGACCUGACCUUGAGAGUGCUGAGGUGGAGUACACUGAAGUUGAAGUAUCGACGCUCGAUCCUCACAGAGCUCCUGUACAGAAGGGGACUGAAACAGUUUAUAGUGAAAUCAGAAAAGCUAAUAAUGAUUCUGUGGAAAGCAGGCAUUCUAGAAUACAAGGGCCUCGUGAUGCUACUUAGAACAGCCAUCUCAAACAUCGACUGGGGGAAGAAAGCAAACCAAGAUGGAAGAUGUUGCAGCUGUUUCAAAAGCUCUGUUUAUGAGUUUGCCAGGCUUUUCUUUUCAAAGUUUAUUUCCUCAGGGGUGUCCAUAGAGAUGUUCCUAAAACAUUUAAUGGGAAAAAAUUACAAAUAAAAAUUCUCAUAGGAAAGUGGCUCUGGAAACCGCUGACCUAGCUUCCCAUCUUUAAUUUCUCCUGCUAAUGCAAUUUUGUCUCUCUAGUCUCCAAUUGAUCAUGCUCUGAGGAAAUAGAAGGGGAAGCCACAGCUGAUGAAGUACAUUUCUACAGUGCAGUGACUACUGUGAUGCCUAGAUAUCUAAGCUUGCUUUAAACUAGUUAAUUUGGUUAUCAGUAACACACUACUGUGGCAGAACAGAGCUCAGCACAGCCUGGCCAGCCAUGUAUGUGCUCUGACAAGAUCUUGCAGCUUGUGCUGAGCUCCCUGUGCUGCAGCAGCUGGACUGCUACAAGUCUUGGAGCCAGCUAAUUUAUAGCUAGCUUGGAUGUUACACUGCAAUGGCAGGUCUAAUGGAAGAGCAAACUGGGAUCUCUAAAAACUUGAAUAACUAUUCAGAGAUUCAGUGCUUUACCAAGUGCUUCUAUCAGUAGGGGCACAAAUAUUCCUUGUUCUUUGCUGAAUUGCUUUUCCUCUCUAAAAGUUCUAAUGCUUUUUGGUUGUUUUUUGUGAUGGCUCUUCAAGGAAUACUUGCCCAUCACAGUUAUUUUGGAUGAUGCAAAAUAUAGGUCUUUGGUGGCUGGAUAUACAACACUCAGGUCAAUGAGUUUGUGCCUGAAAAUCCUGUUACAUAUAAUCCUUAUUCAUUUGAUUUUAGGAGAGAUCUGCAGUUGUACUUACGUUUCAUAUCUAUCCUUUUUCUCUAUAGUAUGGUAAACCACUAUCGUGGCUUUUGAAGAUCACAUUCAAUCCAAAACAAUUGCUGGAAUCCUAUUUCAAAUUAGGGUUUCGGUAAAACCCUGGCUCUAAACUUCGGGCUAGCCUGGAUCCAGUUCUGGACUUGGAUCUCAUCAUGUUUAUCUCAGUUGCAUUAGUUUUAAGAAAAUAGAAAAAUAAAAAGUGCUGCCCCCAACCCUUCAACCCAUUGAUCGCUGACAUUGCAAUUGCUCUCUUUUUCUUACUGUAGAUUAAAUUACUACAAGAUCUGGGCUACAGGUAAGAAGGUUCUCAUUUUAAUUAGCAAAUAAUGGAAGAGAAGACAUGGAUUUGUAUAUACAUAUAUAGUUACUGCUUUAUGCAUUGCAUCAAAGGCGCAAAAACAGCAAGAAGUACAAAAGGGUUUUAUAUCCUCAUUCCAAACACAUUUACAUUUUCUGGUGUCAGUUACUGGCUAGUAUCUCUUUAAUUUAUUGUUCCCUAUGAAAAUGUUUGUAUCAUAAACCUUUCACAACUUACUUCACAGCACUCUUCUGUUGGCAAAUGUUCACUCUAGCAUCCCACCAGUGUCCAUACAAAUUUGUUACUAUAGGGAAUGUGAAAAGGCAUUUUAAUAAAUAAAUCUUUGAAUUGAA
Messenger RNA from Struthio camelus australis, 4198 nucleotides. It is a transcript of the gene PECAM1, whose product is annotated as platelet and endothelial cell adhesion molecule 1. Gene Ontology annotation, biological process: cell surface receptor signaling pathway. Gene Ontology annotation, molecular function: transmembrane signaling receptor activity. Lineage: Eukaryota; Metazoa; Chordata; Aves; Struthioniformes; Struthionidae. Gene Ontology annotation, cellular component: plasma membrane. The record is from RefSeq and is a predicted model, not a curated record.